Molecule: messenger RNA, 1746 nt
Organism: Lachancea sp. 'fantastica'
Lineage: Eukaryota; Fungi; Ascomycota; Saccharomycetes; Saccharomycetales; Saccharomycetaceae
Source: the annotation of a GenBank genome assembly
AUGAUUAUACUUGAAGAAAAGUCCAUGUCCCAACCAGUUUCGAAAAAUACCAAAGAAGAGAACGCCAUGGCAAGUCUUUUGGAUCUACCCAUUGAGGUCGCGAAAAUGAUACUGGAACAACUGGCUUCAAACCCAAAGACUUCGGUAAUGGACUACUACAACUGGCUUAAAGUCAUUGGUGGAUCAAGUGCGCUUAUUAGUGGACUUCUUCGUGAAAAAGUUCAUGUAGUCAAUUUGGGUAAAUCAACAUCUGAUUUUGUUCAGAUGAUAAGUGGCUCCAAAGUAUUUGGCGACCCAAAAGACGUUAUCCCAAGACAUGUCAAUCACGUUGUCAUAGCCGCUGAUGAAGAAUUUCUCGAUGGACAAACAACUCCAGAUAUGCCACAGCCGUACGGCACUAUGAAAGUCUAUCUGGCCUACCAUUAUACCGGUAACCGAAUCAAUCUCAAAGAAGUACACUCGAAAUAUGUCGACAAGUUUCCGUUCGGAUGUCUGCGACCAAACCAUAUAAUAGCCAUCGCCAAAGAUUCAUUGGAACUAUACAUUGAAAAAGACGAUGGUAACAUGUUUGACCCUGAUUUCUAUCCAGGGGCACUGCCAGUUUUCAUGAAUAUCACCUUUUUUAAUGCCAGACACUUUUUCAUUCACCACAGAUGCCUCUCGGAUUUCGCACAAAUGAGACAAGGAAAUUUUAGAUGGAGUAGACUUGACAAGCAUGGCGUUGUUUUCGAAAGGCUGGGAAAAAUCUACCGCGAGAAUGACGAAUUAUAUCCAGUCGAGAAGAAAACGAAGACAGAACAAUACACUUCCAAUGGUUACCAGCGUGAAAGGCAGGUCGAGGUGAUUGAUCGAGGGGGAUACGAGGAAGUGAGCAGUGAGCUUGCACUUCUCAUGGGAAAAUCAUACAUGAAUGCUUAUUUCUGCAUAUCCAUGAGCUGUCCCCAACUCGAAGCUGUUUCUUUUUUUAAAGAAAAAGCUGACGAAACUGACCCUCAUCUCAACACAAUUGACCUCUACAGAUUUUUGAAAAGCUCCUCGGAUGUAACUUUACAAAAAUUUCUCAAUCUUCACUCGCUUCGAAACUGGCAUCUGCCGUCAAUCAGAGCCUUCAGUGGUCACAAUCUUCUUUGGUAUAGGGAGAACGAAAGCAGAGCCACGAAAUAUGCUGAUGCUAAAAGUCUAAUCCCCAUGAUCAGAGAUCGAGUGCGAAGAGAAAGCCCCGAUGGUCUCCCCCACGUAAAUGCCCAGAUACUUCCCGAAGGAGUUAUAAACACAAAGGUGACAAAUUGGGUGCCUUUAGAUGUGGAUUUUGUCAGCAACAUGAAGAAGAACACUUCGCCAUUGAUAUGUUUGCGACAGCCUUGUUUGAAGUCUUUGGAACUCGGAUUACUGGUUUCAAAGCCCGAGGGGAGCCUCACGGUGGAGGGACUCUAUCUACCACAGCUCGGUAAGCUCGGGUUAUCUUUUGAUACAGACUUAGUUCACAAAUCGGUUCGAAACCCAAUGUUCAACAUCACAUUUUCGGAAUGGAAUGAUUUGAGAGGGUGUAGAAUUUUCAAUUGUGAAUUGGAUCAAGCCUACGAAGGUCACAUAAACUUGCUCGUAUCUAACUUGAGGAGCGCACUUCCAAGUCUGGAUUCCAAAAAGGGAUUCAAGGGCUUGCAGAAGCAGGAAUCAAUAUCUUUUGCAAACAAGGAUUUUGUGCUUGAUGGAUUAGAAAAAAUUGAAAUGUCAAUUAACGAUUAA